Crotalus tigris (Tiger rattlesnake) is the source of this 1548-nucleotide messenger RNA. Its product is annotated as C-type lectin domain family 2 member D-like. NCBI's taxonomy places the organism in Eukaryota, Metazoa, Chordata, Lepidosauria, Squamata, Viperidae. The transcript is spliced from 9 exons. Bases 666 to 1307 code for a protein of 213 amino acids. The record is from RefSeq and is a predicted model, not a curated record.
GCUGCAAGGUGUGGAGGCUGAACGGUUGGUUGCUUCUCAUCCGGGACUGGGAGUAAAUACUGUGGGAGGGGCGGGAUGGACAGGCACCUGUCGGUAUGGGAAGAUCAAGUUUUUGAUUGCAGCCUAACGAGACUGAACGGGCUGCCUGUGGAACAUUGCCUCACCGUUCCAGAACCUAUGUGGGUUUCACAGUUGAUUUCAGUGGGAUUUCCCCGUCUCCCUUUGAGGCUUGUCCAGAAGCGUUCCUGCCUCUGUCUGAUAGUUAAUCGUUUUCCAACAACUUUGCAGUGGAAAGACUAGAAUUCACCUAGGGGUCCUCCGGGUUUGAGGAUUUUAUUUUGCAAGCAGGGGUUGCACAAAUUUGGGUCACACAUCCGCGCUGCUGGUGUUGUUAAGGACACGCGUCAUGUGAUUAGGAGGACUAUUGUAUUGCAUUUUGGAUCUUCCCAGAGUCUCAACAUCUUUUAUACAUCGUGGUGACCAAAACUGGAUGCAUUUGGUGACCUUUGGAAUAGCUACAGUCCAUCUUACUCAGAGGAUUGUCCAAAGGGUGAAACUGGAAACUGGAAUGGGAAGAUCCAACUAUGUGAAUUCUUUCAGGAAGAUGAAUAUUUGGAGAAAAAAGUCUGAAUCCUGAUAUUUUUGUCACCCAGAAAGCUUGGAAGAUGCCAGGAAAAAUUACAGGGGCAGAAAAAGAUUCUGGAUGUUGUGAUCAUUUGACUCCUGUGGUGAUAACUGAAAUUGCUCUUGGAAGCUCUGAUGCAAAGAAUGCAAGAAAUGCUGGUAAAAACAAAGCUCUCGUACCCAAGUGCAUUUCAGAGAAAAAAUUCAUUAUAGGAGCUAUUAUUCUGGUUGUUGUUUUGAUUAUCAUUAUCAUUUCAUUGGCUGUUAAAAAAACAAAAACAUGUCCUCAUUGUCCUUCACUUCCAAGCCAAAGUGUUGCCUGCCCGGAUUUCUGGAUUGGAUACAGAAGAAAAUGUUUCUAUGUAUCAAAAGAACAAAAGAAUUGGUCUCUCAGUUUAACGACGUGUUCUUCAUUUAAUGCCUCCUUGGCUGUUAUUGAUACUCAGAAGGAAUUGGAAUUUUGGGUGGAUAUAUUAAAUCCCAUUCAUUACUGGUUUGGUCUCUCAAGGAAAGCUAACAAGGUCUGGAAAUGGUCCAAUGGCACAGAGUUCAAAACUCAAUUUCCAGUGCGAGGAGAAGGCUUCUGUGCUUACAUAGAUGCAAAGGGGGCCAGUAGUACCAUAUGCUCCAUGGAGAAACAUUUUCUCUGCAGCCAUCCGGAAAGCUGUAGCAAGGCUGGAUGAGACAACCGCAUCAAAAGAACAGGGAAUAGUUGGCUUGACCAGAAUUUAUUGAAGAAGCAUAUGUGUCUCUUUUGCAUUUGGUCUUAACCAUCAACAACCGAUGAUGUAAAAAUGUAACUACACCAGUGGUUCUCAACCUGUGGGUCGGGACCCCAUUUGGCGUCGAACGACCAUUUCACGGGGGUCGCCAAACAACGCAGUCCGCCAUUUUUCCCCCCUUUUCCUUAGCUGUGCUCCUCCC